AUGAACGAGUUGAAUUUAUAUGGUGUGACUGUAACUCAAACUGAAGUUAUAACAGGCGAAUUACUAAGUCAAAUUUUAACAAAUAUGACCAACAUGUAUUUAUCAGCAACUCCAUCGCCCGGUGUCACACAACAAAUUUCAAGUUUAACAACCCGAGACAUACCCUAUUCCACCAAAAGUGUUGACAAAGAAAUGGUUCAAAAACAAAUGCAAUAUGAUAAUCCAAGCAAAAUAAAAUCAGUACAACCACUUUAUACUCUUCCACCCACAAUAUCAAAAACACAAGAAACUUGUAUUCAUAAAACUGAACUUCCAAAACAAAUAAGUCGAGACAUUAAUUCAGAACAAGGAAAGCCUGACAGUGAAAUACCCCUUUCUCACAUCCACAGUCCUUUUAUUGAAUCAUUACAACCGACUGACUUGUCUAUUGUUGACAAUAAUUUGGUGAACACUGCACUUGUUAAUUCGUUAUCCAGUUUCCAGAAAUGGACUGGCUAUUCACAUUGCAAAUUAAUCUUCGACACGGCUCAAGAACACGACCAAGACAUACACGAAAUUGUCGCUUUCAAUGAGAGUGUGAUUAACAAGAAGAAUUUAAUUUUUAUAAUGUUUGAUGUAGUACAUAAUGUAUUUGGGUGUUAUGUGGAAGAUUCAAUUACCAAAGUGGGAAGAAAUCUUUUAAAUAUUAACAAAAAGAAUUUCCCAUUUGUGUUGCAUUCUAAUGUAAAUAAGACUCCCAUAAAGUUUAUCACAAAGACUUUGAGUAACAUUUAUUUAACACUUACUUCAGAAGGUGAAAUUAAGUAUGGACGUGAUAAUUUAUACUUUGAAUAUGGUACAGUGGUAUCAAAACUUGUUGGAAAAACAUCACAAACAACCCAAACUUUGAGUAAAGAGUACUUUGAUGUUCAAAACAAAUUUCCAAUUAAUAAACUUAUACCAUUAACUUAUCAUUGUACACAAAUCGUUGUAGUACAGUUAUACUAA
Messenger RNA from Entamoeba invadens IP1, 987 nucleotides. RefSeq lists its product as hypothetical. NCBI's taxonomy places the organism in Eukaryota, Evosea, Mastigamoebida, Endamoebidae. The record is from RefSeq and is a predicted model, not a curated record. The coding region runs from base 1 to 987 and encodes 328 amino acids. The transcript has a single exon.